Raphanus sativus (radish) is the source of this 828-nucleotide messenger RNA. RefSeq lists its product as uncharacterized. The record is from RefSeq and is a predicted model, not a curated record. NCBI's taxonomy places the organism in Eukaryota, Viridiplantae, Streptophyta, Magnoliopsida, Brassicales, Brassicaceae. The transcript has a single exon. Bases 88 to 702 code for a protein of 204 amino acids.
CUCUCGCUCUCUCGCUCUCAACAAUCUUUUUGUCUUCUUUACUUUCGAAAUUAGGGUUUUUUUCUUUUCUUCCUUAUUCUUGCGGCCAUGGAAACACAAAUCGAUACACCGAAAGUCUACACGCUGGUGGCGAACCUACCCAAAAUAUUCACGAACACGGUCGAUAUCGUCUUACAAGAACUCAUCCAAGACGAAACAGGAGUGGUACACGUUUUAGCAUCGGAUCACAUCAACCUGAACCCAAGCGACGGCGGCUUCACGCCGCAUCAUCUCUCUCGACUCCUUCGCGAUGAGCAAGUUCCCCAGUCUCAGUUUCUAGGUCAAAAGAUCGCUCUUGAUAUCAAUCGCGAACUUGCUAACGACGUUUCCCUUAGAGAGCCUGCUUUCGUAUUCGUCACUGUCGAUUUCAUCAGAGAGACACGUUUGAUUUUUCCGCCCGACGAACCUACUCCAUCGAGAGGUGCUUCCGGUGAAGUUUUCCAGAGGUUAGCGGACGAACAGAGAGUUGAAGUCGAGAACAACGAGAUUCAGUGUUCGAUUUGUAUUGAGGAUUUGUCCAAGAAUCAUCAAGAAGUCAUUGAGAUGCCUAAAUGUUUGCAUAGGUUUCAUCAAGAUUGUCUCUUUGAGUGGCUUGCUCGGCAAAACUCAUGUCCCUUGUGCCGGAGUGUUCCCUACGGCUUGGAUCAAGAAACAGACUCUUGAAAAGAUAUCAGAUUAGGGUUUGGAGGGUAUAGAUCGGUUUAGGGUUUUUGAAUAAUUUUCUGUAUUAAGAUAUAUGUUUGGAAAUUUUGUAACUUUUUAGUAUAAAUCUUGAAAUAAUUGUUCUGG